This is a messenger RNA of Homarus americanus (American lobster), 2411 nucleotides long. RefSeq lists its product as uncharacterized. The coding region runs from base 612 to 2000 and encodes 462 amino acids. The transcript is spliced from 8 exons. The record is from RefSeq and is a predicted model, not a curated record. NCBI's taxonomy places the organism in Eukaryota, Metazoa, Arthropoda, Malacostraca, Decapoda, Nephropidae.
UACCAGUACGUAUGAGCGGAUGUGUGUCAGUCAAACGUAUCAACUGUACACAGUAACCUUCCGAGUCCGCAGACCGCUUCAGUGUAGAAAUGUCGCGGUUAAGAACUACAGUACAACAGCUCUGAACCAAAGUCUAAUUAUUUAGACUGAAUAAGAUUAAAUAUCACAUACGCCGAAGCGCUAUUUGUACUACAGAACAUCUUGUGGCAAAAUCACAAAUUUUGGUGUGAAAAACGCCAAAAAGCGGAAAGUUACGCUUUUUUUUUUAGGAAGGCGUGUUCAUUGUAUACUUUAUUUAUUGUUCGCAAUACACAAGGAGUCACAGCACAAGGUUGAAGAAGCCAAAAGUCAAAAAAAACUGUGAGGGUAAACUUUUUCGGAGUGAGAAAUUUGAAAUCUCCGAACAACCUGCCAGAAAGUGUUGUGACAGCACCGAGUGUAAGCUCCUUGAAGACCAACACUGGAGCAGUUCAGAUACAUUCAGGAGUCAGUGUACUGUGCAGUGUGCAUCUGUGCAUGUCCAGUUUCUGCCAACAGUGUGUAGAGACGUGACCGAUCAGAGGCGAAGAGGAUAAAAGUAAGAACUUGCCAACAGUGUAUAACAGACAAGAAUGGACCAGCCACUUUCUGUAGAGAAUCUGAAGAUGAUACUUCUUGAUUUAUAUGAAAAAAAAUUCAGUAGAUGCUUACCAGAAAGUUUCUUAUCAUCAUUGAAUACUUUGAUUUGUGAUGCUGAGAGAAGUGAACAGGCUGCCAAAAUAUUACAAACAACUUCGAAGAGAAUGAAAGAGGAUAAAAAGGUGAGGAUAGUGAGUGGUGAUGUUCCUGCAGGUAUUUUACCUCUAGGGAUCACUGCCACCCUUCAAGAUAUCAGAGUCAGUGGAUAUGGCCCUGAUGAUGAGAUCUACAGCAAAAAUCCCGAGGUUCGCAAAAUGAUUCCUCGUGGCGCAACACUUUUAGACAUGAAAGGUCGUUUGUCGUGCUUUGAUGUGGUUAUUUAUGCAAAUAAGAAAUUCACUGGUGGUAUUGGAGAUGAAGAUGACGAAGAAGUCGAAAACAAUGAAUUGUGGAAGCAAUAUUUUUUAGAGGACCCAGACACUGUUUCUAAAGUCAUUUGUAUGACUAAACUCAAUGGAGAAGCAGCCCAUUUUAGUGGCAGGUACAUAGAUGGUCAGUUCUAUCUAAUUGCUGGAAGCAAGAAUGUUCACUUGCUGUUUAGAGAAAGAGGCAACAUUGACCUAUAUGAAGGGGAGAGAUAUGCUGUUGCUAAGGUGGUGGCAAGAACAGUAUUGGACACCUUAGAAUCAAUAGAUGUUCAACGUCGCCAUCUUAUGUAUAGCCUCUUGCACCAUUCUAAGUGCACAGCUGUUUGUGAGCUUCUUCAACCGAGCAAUCAACACAUCGUCAACCUCAACCACUUGGAAAAACCUCAGCUAAACAUCAUCUCGUUAACUUCAGUUUAUCGGGAACAGGAGACGAGCCUUAUUGCACUGCCUCCCCACCAUACUCUUGAUGUGUUAGAUGCUUUGGGAUUUUCUUGUCCUGCCCAUUCAAAAAUAUCAGCAGAAGAACUAGAACAACACCAAAAUAAGGUUCGAAGUGAAUUUGAUAUAGAAGGGAGAGUCUUAUAUUUUUUAAAUAAAAAUGAAGACACUAUUGGAAUGGUAAAGUUCAAAACGUUAUGGUACAUAAUGAUGAGAGCACUGAGAGAAAAGGCAGUAUACUUUUUUGUAUCAUCUAAGAAGCAGCAAGAUUUUAAUUUACAAAACUGUGUGGAGGCUACACAUAGAAGAAUGGAUGAUAUUCAAAAGUGGCUGAAGUUCCCUAAUACCAGUAAUUAUUUGCAAAACUGGAAGACACUUGGGGAAACUUUCCUGAAGUGGAUGAAUAAUGAAAUACAAGAAAACCGAGAAGAAGCGAGCAAUAUUCGACCAAGGUUCCCUGUUAUGUGGCAAAGGUUUCUCAAGGACACAAGACAGACAGACAAGAUAAUCCCCUGAUGUAGAAAUUGAAAGGACUUCUGGGAUAAUUAGGAUAAUACCAUCACUCACUACCAAUCACUGAUUCCCAAACUGGGGGCCAUGGCCCCCCAGCAAAAUUUAGGGGGCCAUAAGCUGAGGCUAUGUACACAUAAAAAUCCCAAGCCCCACCACACUAGAACAGCCAGUCAGCAGCUGAGCCAGCCAGAGAUAUGGAUUGGGAGAGGGGGCCCAUGGAUAAGGAUCAUAUAUGAAAAGUGGGUAAUGAUCAGAAAAAGUUUGGGAACCACUGCGUGACUACCUGCAGCAAGAUGUUAAUUUCUACGGAAGUUUGAUGCUAACUGACAUUCCAGACUUAAUCUUUUGUGUGAAUACAGUACUGUGUAUAUAUAUUAUGUGGUGAAGAGGAUAAAAGUAAAAAGUGAAAGAAUA